Molecule: messenger RNA, 19374 nt
Organism: Zootoca vivipara (common lizard)
Lineage: Eukaryota; Metazoa; Chordata; Lepidosauria; Squamata; Lacertidae
Source: RefSeq, a predicted model, not a curated record
CUUCAAAACGUAGGGGGGGUGUUUCUUUCCUCCCACCUUUGUAGACCUAAGCACUAUACUGUGCAGGGCGUCUUGAGUGAAACUUUAAAAGUUGCGCUAGUCAGUGGCCCCAAGAGUCCGGGGUCGAGAGGUAAGCAAUCCGACUCCGGAGUUGCGAUCCAGCUCGCAUCUUACUUUUCACUAGGAGGGCUCCGUCCAGCUCGAAAGCAAAGCGCAGCCUAGCCUCCCUCUCGGAGGGUCUGUCCGGGGAAGAUAUAACCUUCCAGGAAGAGCACGUUUUAUUCCCCCAUUGCUGGGUGCGGGGGGUCUCCAUAUUCCACCUAGGUGCUUAUUUUCCUUCCUUCAAGGAUGAGCCAUGAAAGUUUCCUUGCUGUUUUGCAGCUGUGGAUUGCAAAGUCAUGCGCCUUUUCCUGUUAGUAUCUUAUUGACAACGCAACGAGCCUGCUCUGUGCUCUACAAGGACUACGCAGGUGAAUAUGCUGGCUUCUGCUGAACUGAAGACCAUUUACAAGACUCCAUGAUCUUUAAGUCCACUCCUAGUUGCACAUCUGCUGCUUGACAGAGAUGGCUCGUGAUGCCAGAUCUUCACGAUCAGUUAAAAAGGAAGAGAGAAGCAAAAAGAAAUCAAGCCCAGUCAAAAAGAAAUCUUGCCAAGUAACAAAAGAUGCCAAGAAAACUUCUCCAAAAGCAGAAAGUUCAGCAAACUGCAAAAAGCACCUGGAAGGAAAGAAUGACAGCAAGAAAAAAACACAGGAAGAGAAACCACCACUGAAUGCAACAUGCAGAUUUCUCAGGAGCAGCGUCACCAAAGCCUUGUCUGGAACAUCUUGGAUGGAUCUGGGGUUAACUGAUAAUGUUCUGUUUCAUAACCAGCCUCCUUUGAGCUACAAUGGCUUUACCAUGACUCUUCGCAGGAAACAGUUUCCCCAUAGACUGUUCCAGACGCCAACAAUCAUGCGAGCAACUAAAGCUAGCCCAGGGAAAAGUGGGGGGAGAAGAGAGAAGCCUGAAUCAAGAACCUCUUGUGUAUUAGAAAGGAAAGAAGCAGAAGAGGCUGGAAGGGAUUUAAACCAGGAGGAGGAGGAGGAGGAGGAGGAGGAGGAGGAGGAGGAGGAGGAGGAUCUGUGUGAUCCAGAAGGGGGCUACUGCUCUGAUUGUGAAAGUCAAGCCAAAAAGGGAGAGACACCUUCUGAAGAAGGCAUUUCUGCUUCUAAUGGUGAUGUACCAGGUACCCAAAAUCCAGAGAUAUUAAAGGAGGCAUGCAAGUGCACAGAACCUGCGCCCACAGAGCAGGUUCUGAAAUAUUUGCCUCCGACUACCUGUGAAGAAAAUUUCACUCAACUUGCCCCUGCACAUUUUCAUCUUGAUUCUGCUAUUCCUAGAAAGGUACAUGAAGAGAAUGACUCGGGAGCAUUUGUGAAAUCACAUUUUGAGAGUUGUUUGGAUACGUCUCCUGCCCCCAAACAGUAUACCUGUUCACAUUCCGAUUCCGCAUUAAGUCUUUCCUCGGAAGCAAACUCAAAGGAACUUGUAGAAAGGUCAGAGUUUUCCACAGACACUCACUCCAAAACUACCUGUGAUUUGGUGCUAACUGAUGGUGAUCCUGAUGCUGCCAUUUUGAUUACCUCCGAAUUGAUCUCAAAAUUGCAUUUAGAUGACCCAUGUGUGUUACAAGGGUCUCAGCUCAAUCAGGAUCCUGAGCCUACUAUUCAAGAAGUAGAACCUGCAUCGUGCUGCAUCUCUGAAUCAGAAGGCUGUUUAAAAGAUCCAGGCCUUCGUGUGGAAUCUCAUUUACCAAAGGACUUGGAACUGGAGCUAAGCAGAAAAGCACUUGAUUCUUAUUUCAACUCCAGGCAACUUUAUUUAGAAUGUGACCAAACAAAUGACAUGUUGGCAUGUGAACAGGUUUCUAAUACCUCUUUGACUAGUUUUAUAUUGGGAGAUCUUGAGCAGACACUUAAAAAGAUUGCCGUAGAAACUUUCACUUUAGAUUCAGGUGCUGUGCCUGUUGCACCCCUCGACCUAGAAAGUACAGCAGAUUCCGUUCUGGUAAGCAGCGACAUCUUUAAGGAAAGUUUUCCAAACUUGUCUGAAGAUGCUAAAUCAGGGCCUCCAUCAGCUGCUGCAGAGGACGCAGAUACCAAGACAGUUGUGCUAGAUGAAUCCAUUCCAAAACCUCAGGAUCCAUUGAUGCAGUUGGAAAGUGGUGGGACUGUUGUGAACCCCAUUCAGGACAUUGGGAAAUGUGGUGCUAAUCUAGUUGCAGUUUCAGAGACUGCCUCCUGUGGGAACCCAACUGGCGGUCUUCCUGUCUCGCUUGCAUCUUUGCAACCUGUGCUAGAGAAGAAGAAGCGAAGGCGUUGUGGGGUGUGCGAGCCAUGUUUGCGGAAAACUAACUGUGAAGAAUGCAGCUGUUGCAGGAAACGCAAAACUAGUCACAGGAUAUGUAAAAAGAGAAAAUGUGAAGAACUGAAGAAGCCUCCACUGCCGCCCUUAAUGCUGCCCUUUGUGCCGUCAGAGGUGCUAACUGAAAACAAAAGGCCUCAGAGGAGAAAGCAAAGAGUUCAAAAGGGAGACUUAGAAAACAAACCAGUCAAUGGCUGCAGACCAGAGCUCAUGGACUGUGUUGCCCACGGCCAUGGCGAAAAACCCAAGGUGAAACCAAGCCAUUUGCUGCCUUGGGAAAAUGUACAGGCAGAUGAAAAGGGAAGUAUGACUGGCUUAGAAACGGAGAAGUGGGCACAGAAUGAGAAGCCAUCGCUUAGCGUCCAUGUGAACGGUGACCUCUGUAGAACUAGAGCAAGGAAUGAGAACUCAAAACAUUUUGAAAAGGAUCCAAAAGCUGUUCAUUCUUCCAGCGUGUUAGAUGACCCCAAGAAGUUGCUUGCACAAACUGUUAGAAAUGGCAUUAAAAGCAUUCCUUAUUCACCAGCAGAAUGUGACUUGUCACUGAAAAAAACAGGUGCCGGUGCAAGUGCUGAUCCGGCAAACAGCUGCCCAGAAAGCAACUUGGAUGCCUCUUUGGGUUGUGCUGCUCAGCUGAACAAUAUCAGCACUUCGACAACUGGAACGUGUGGUGCUAUUCUAGAAAAGAAGGAUCACGUUCUAGUGCAGCAGACAGAAAACUCUAAUGCCAUUCAGGAAUCUGAGAACUCACUUUUACAAACUAUUUCACUUUUAGAUCUUCAGGACAAGCCAUCUUGCACUCCCAUGCAUGACAAAGAUGGCUGCCUUGAUGAUGGUGCUUCAAAUGGUGCUCCAAGCAAAGAUUUGCAACCUGAAGAUUUGUCACUUCAGUCAACUUUUUUAUCUCUGAUUAAAAACCGAAAUUUAACUGUAGAACAGGUUGUAGCUAUUGAGGCAUUGACACGCUUGUCGGAAGCCCCUCCAGGAGCUCCCUUACCAGCUAAACCAGAAAGAGUUCAGGGCAUAGAUGAGCAAAGUUCACAUUUACUUAACAAUUACAAAAAGGAUAAUUCAUGUUUCUUAACAUCAUCUGCAUUGAAAGUAUUCAAAGGAACUUGUCCACAGAAAGACCAGCAGCUCUUUCCUUUUGCUCCUUCGCAGAGAAGAACCCUUCCUAAAAGUCCCUUGACGUCAUCUGCAUUGAUAGCAAUCAAAGGGGCUUGUCCACAGAAAGACCAGCAGCUCUUUUCUCAUGGUGCACCACAGAGAAGAAUCUUUCCUAAGAGUUUGCUUUACAAUGGUCAAGGUGCUAUUUCUGAAUUCCCCAGUAAAACCACUGGUCCAUCUAGCUUAUUGCGUAGGCUACAUUUCUCCCCACGAGAUACCAAGUCUUUAUCUGCGUUAGUGUCUGGUGGAACUUCAGGUCAUACCACCAAGAAACACCCUCUUUAUCAUAAAGCUGCCAUUGGGCCAUGCUCCAAAAUCUCAAGUGUUGGCAAACAACGGAGGAGCAGAGUAGACAUGCUUGGAAAGUGGGAGGGGAAGGCUGUCCAUGGCUCAAAUUCAAAAAGUAAUUCUGUAUUUAGGGGAAAUAUUCAUAGCCAGGAUGAGGAAGAGGUAGCCGCCCAAUUAACUCAACUUGCAGCAAUAAUUGAAUCAAGCAAAGCAAGCCCAGACCAGAAGACGUCGCUUCUCAGUCGAAUACCACCCGAUAUGCAACCAAAACAUAAACAGGACCAGUGCCUAUUGCAGAAGAAACAAUCUGUGUUUGUAAGGAACAAUUAUAGUCCUGUGCUAGUCAAGCAAAAGCAACCAACACGGAAAAAUGAAAAACCAGUACCAAGGGCAAAAAGAUUAAAAAAGAAGCCUCAAGUAAUGCCUGACCAACAAAAUCAGCUACAGCAAGAUUGCCAUCUUAGUGAAUUACAGGACAUACCGAAAAAGCCUUCUAAACUACGCAAGGUUGGUCGGAAUGCAUCACAGGAUUCGAAACUAAGUGCUUUGGGGAAAAGAUCUUCUAAAGCCAAAGUACAGAAGUCAUGGAAUCGGAAUACUUUGUCAUCACAACAAAAAGCAGCUGCAUUAUUUCUUCCCAAAACUCAAAUAAUAUACCACAGGCCUUUGCCUGCUUCAACACAAGACAAAGUGAAAGACAAGUUGUUUGGCUGUGAAAUGGUGCCUGAGCACAUAAAAACUAUUGGCUCCAAUGAGGCACAGGGCACCAAUCCUCCAGGUGCUGCUCCAGUUGCUCUGCACCAUAGUGGCCUACUCUCCAAUAGUCUUCUGACUGUCCCUCACUUCGAAGCAAAAUCCUGUUUGAACCAAGGAAGUGAAAAUGUACAGAUGUUUACAGAAAAAGACAAGAAUUCUCAGGUACAGCAAACAAUGAAUAUCGCUCAGAUGCAUCCUUUGCCUCAUAUCUUUGGUCAAAGAGCAGAUGAAAUGUGCAAGGAAAACCAAGGAAAACUUGAGUGCGGUGCUGUGGAACAACAAAUGGGCCAGAAAUUGCAAACCAUGUCCAUUAACUGUAGCUUAGCCUCCGCAGGGGAAAACGUGCAGGCUCUCAGGAAAGCAGAGUGUGCAAGUGAAGUUACAUCAAGAAGCUUGGAGACUGAGAACACACAGAGAACAGGGAACUUAGGGUGUUCUCCAACAAAGAAUACACUCAGUAGUUUUCUUGAAUCGCCUAUGAAGUUCUUGGACACCCCUACAAAGAACCUAAUCGAUACACCUACAAAGAAAGGACAGACUGAUUUUCCAAUCUGUGAUUGUGUUGAGCAAAUUAUAGAGAAGGAUGAAGGGCCAUAUUAUACACACCUUGGAACGGGACCAAGUGUUGCUGCAGUCAGGGAAAUAAUGGAAGACAGAUAUGGAGCAAAAGGAAGUGCUGUAAGAAUUGAGGUAGUUGUGUAUACAGGCAGAGAAGGAAAAAGCUCCCAAGGGUGUCCAAUUGCCAAGUGGGUGAUACGAAGAAGUAGUGAUGAAGAAAAACUGCUCUGCUUGGUUCGACAGCGUGCAGGACAUCACUGCCAAAAUGCCGUCAUUGUGAUACUUAUUUUGGCUUGGGAGGGGAUUCCUCAUCUUCUGGCUGACACUCUAUACAAGGAACUGACCCAGAGCCUCAGAAAAUAUGGCUGUCCAACUAGCCGAAGAUGUGCACUAAAUGAAGAUCGUACCUGCGCCUGUCAAGGCCUUGAUCCAGAGACAUGUGGAGCAUCAUUCUCAUUUGGCUGUUCAUGGAGUAUGUAUUAUAAUGGCUGUAAGUUUGCCAGAAGCAAAGCCCCCAGGAAAUUUAGACUUCUCACUGAUGAUCACAAACAAGAAGAACAUCUCGAAAACAAUUUGCAAACUUUAGCCACUGAUGUUGCUCCACUGUAUCAGAAACUAGCCCCUGAUGCUUUUCAAAACCAGGUGGAAAAUGAGCACAUGGGUCCUGACUGUCGACUUGGGAUUAAGGAUGGCCGACCUUUUUCUGGUGUCACAGCUUGCAUCGAUUUCUGUGCUCAUGCCCAUAAGGAUACACACAACAUGCACAAUGGAAGCACUGUGGUUUGUACAUUAACAAAAGAAGAUAACCGCAUGGUUGGGGUGAUACCCAAUGAUGAGCAGCUGCAUGUGCUGCCCCUUUACAAAAUCUCACAAACAGAUGAAUUUGGCACAGAGGAGGGUCUGGAAGCCAAGAUAAAAGCUGGGGCAAUCCAGGUGCUUACUGCUUUCCCACGAGAAGUAAGAAUGCUCGCAGAGCCACGUAGAGCGACGAAAAAGAAGAAAGCAGACUCAAAGAAGCAAACCUUAGCAGAGAAGAAGCUGUCUACUCCUGCAAAGGGAAAAAACAGAGUGCAGGAAAAUACCAAUAAAGCUUCAAAAAGUUUAGGGAGCAAAGCUAAUUCAUUGCAAUCUGGGACAAAAAUGGAGAGUGGUAAUCACCUUUCUACAAUAAAACACAAUUCAGACACUACUAAAAAUUGCUCUGUACUAAAGCAAUAUGCGCCUUCCUCCCCUUUAAAGCUGGAUAGUUUACAUUCUUGCUCUCCGUUAACUCACAAAGCUGGUGGUAUAAUGCCAGUGAGUAAUCAACAAGAUUUUUCAACUCCCUACGGGUAUUUGCAAUGCAGUAGUAACAAACCUCAUGUGACACCCAAAGGUAAGAUCUUUGAUGUGUCCAUCAGCGAUCAUACUGGAAUUUUGCUGGAUGAGAAGAGGAAUGGGGUGCCCCCAUUUCUUCAAGACCUUACUGUUUCAGAAUCCACAGCCUACAGAGAGACUUUACCCCACACACUUGAACAAGGAGUAGUCAGCAAGCAAAAUUGUGAAAUAAAGUUAGAAAACUCCCCUGCCUCGCAGUUGGCUAGCUCUUGUGAUUCCUCAGUGCCGUUAAAUUCUCCAGAAGAUAUAGUCAGAAAUGAAAUUGGUUCUUCCCAGGAGUGUCCAAUGCAAAAAGGUGGUUUCAAGAACCCAAAUUGUGAUUCUGCCACUGCGGAUAAACACCCAAGUUGCGAGCUCUUAAAGCGCACAGAGUCCGAAGAAAGAGCAGAGGAAAUGUGGUCUGACAGUGAGCAUAAUUUUUUGGAUAAUGACAUAGGUGGGGUAGCUGUAGCACCAUCACACGGCUCCAUCUUAAUUGAAUGUGCACGCCGUGAGCUACACGCCACAACUCCGAUUAAAAAGCCAAACCGGAAUCAUCCCACACGGAUAUCGUUAGUCUUCUACCAACACAAAAACUUAAAUGAGCCAAAACACGGGAUAGCGCUGUGGGAGGCAAAGAUGGCCGAGAGAGCAAAGGAAAAAGCAGCGGAAAAAUCAAGCACUGAAAAUACCAAUGUACAACCCAAUGACAGGAAUGUGCACCAGGCCAGUGCCACCGGAGAGAUUUUCUAUGAAGACAAUGAAUUCAACCAAAUUCCAUCGCGCCGAGCAUUAACAGUAACUCAUGAUAACAUCAUAACAGUGUCUACUUACGCCCUCACACGAGUUGCCGGGCCAUACAACCAUUGGUCAUAGGUUUUUAUAGCAACUGUACAACCUUGCCUUGGGAGCAGUGUUACACAAUAAUCCCUAAAGGUGCUGUUAAAGAACAAAGUCUUGUAUGGUUUACUCUUUGUUCAUCUCAACCAUUUUGAAGGCUGAGGUAAAAAAAAUAAUGAUUUUUUUCCUUAAACUGUGACUUUAUAUAUUUUAACAUCUGGUGAUUUUCAAGCACAUUUUAAGCAAAAAAAAAUGUAUAGUUAAAUGAUUUUGGCUAGGUUAUUAAUCGUGAUUGAAUUAUUCAGUUUAUUACCUUUUGGAAUUUAUACUUUGGUGCUUUGAAUUGUCUGUUUACUACAAAUGGGCUUUUUAUAAAGAUUUUAACAUACUUCAACUUUUAUGAUGUAAAAUCAAUUUAGACAGUAUUAGCUAUACACAGCUCUUGGUGCUCAAUCACAAGAAACAGUUGAAGAUAAGCUGAUUUUUUUCCUUCAUGGUGCCAUUGCUCCGACAGCUUCCAGUCGUUGCUGUGAAGCCCAAGUUAAGGAUAACAAACCAAUGAUGAUUUAUCUUUGUACAGAUCUUUCAUGUCUGUAUAGGUUUGUGUGUGCAUGUGUAUGGUCCACACACAUCCACACACAAACAGUAUCACUAGUGAUGGUUGGAGGUUGUAAGCUGUAAAUAUAUAUAUUUAAAAGCACUUUCUAUUUUUAAAGUUAACUUGAAAUAGUAUAAGGAUCACAUUUGUCUAAGGUUUCUACAUUCUCUACCAAGAAAUCGUUAUUUUUCUUACUGUGUAGAGUUCCAUACUGCUACAACAACAGUACACAUAUACGCAUAUACUAAGAAUAUUUGGUUUUUAGACUCUCCCCCACCCCAACAGAGAGUUCAGAUUUGCAAAUAUGAGCUUAAGGAGCAUUUUGUCCAUACCUGUAUUGCUAUGGUGUUUUGUUGUCAGAAUUGAUUUGCUGUAGUUUGUUUCAGCAAUAAGUGCAUGUGUGUCUUUCAUGCAGAGCAUUGCAAGCUACACAUGACAACCAAAUGUUCUUAGAGUUUUGGGGGUAGAACUGUUAAUUGCAUCAACAACUUCCCUCCUAAAGUUGCCUUAUUAACAUUCUGGAAAGUAGGACUCUAAAAUAUUUACAAGAGGAAUUUGCAGUUUUGGCUGUUUUAUAGUAUAUUUGAGUUCAUUAAAGCUUCCAGAAUGUUCACCAGCUGUUAGCUGUCAACACAUGAAGGGUUUUAUAAACAUGCAGUCCAACCCAGUGUGUGAUUACUGAGAACUUAAGUCUACUUUGUCAUUGGGUUUUUCUCCCAGGUAGGAAAAUGUAGGAUCACAGGCUCAUUCUAAUUUCCACACAGACGUUGCACAAAAGAAGGACCCAUAGCAUGCAAAAAUCCCGUUCAAUCCCUGGCAUCUCCAGCCAAAAACAAGGCCUCAGGUAGGCAGAAGUCUGUAUUGUGCUAUGUCUCCAUUUUGAUGCCCAGCUGCAUUAUAACUUUUGUUGAGACGCAAUUGCAGCGACACAAAACAGAAAUAUGAUCUUGCCUCAACCAAAAACAAAACUAGAGAAAAGUGCACAGAAAUAAUUUUAAAUCUGAGUUAACUUGAUGUGCAAACUAAAGCAAAAUAUUAUUGAUAGUCAACAGACAGUAGAUAACACUGAUAAAUCUGACAACGUGGUGUGGGGAAAAGAGAGGGUAUCCAAGACCUAUAUGUGUGACAGUCUCAAAAAGUUUUCCUUCUGUGAGAAAUUAUACAAAAUAUAAAAGCCAAGUCACACCAGCAGAAUGUAAAAAACCCCAAACUAGUUCUGGUUCUCACAACUCAAAACAGCAGCUGUAAGGGGGCAACUACUUUAUGAGGGGAGGUUACAACACUUCCAAGUUUUUGAGUUAAGGAAAAAGGUCAUAAAGAGGACAAUAUGAUAGAGGUGCAAAUAAAUUCACACCCCUGUCAUGCCCCCCCUCCCAUAGUUAAAUUAUGGGAUAUGAUGUCAUAAGAUGUAAUAAUGACCACCAGCUUGGAUGGCUUUAAAAGGAGAUUGGAGAAGUUCACGGUGCAUAAGGCUCUCAGUGGCUGCUAGGCUUGAUGGCGGUGUACUCCCUUUGCUGCCAGAGGAAGGAUGUCUCUGAAUUCUGUUACUGGGGAGCACAAGUGGGGAGAGUGUUUUUGAACUCUAACCCUGCUUGGGGGCAUCUGGCUGAUCAAUGUGAGAACAGGAUGCUGGACUAGACAGUGGCGGAGCGUCAUGCUCCGACACCAGGGGGCAGAGAGUAGGCGGGGGCAGGGCUGGCAAGCGUCCUGGGGGCGUGGCGCCCAGCGCGGGAAGGAGGGCAGCCGUGAUGGCGCCCCACUGGGAUCACGCUGACGAGGGCGGUGCAUUCCCCCCGUACUUCUCUUCCUCCGCCACUGGGACUAGAUAGACCUUUGGUCUAACCCAGCAGGGCUUUUCUUAAAUUAUUGCAUUGUUUGUGUUACCAGUUGUUCAGGAGGAGCCAUCACGAUACAUGCAUGGAUGCCAGCUCAUUCUAUCCAUGUAUUGAAAAUAUUAGUAAAAAAGAGAAUAAUCACAUAUAGAACCUGUUCUGUAUACACCACAUUUAAAUUGGUUCUCAUGCGCUAUAGGGCAGGGGUGGCUAACCAUCACCACCACCCCAGUUCAAGAGCCUGAUUCAGUCAACCAUACAAGCUUUUGUUGACUCUUAAGUCCCCACCUAUUUUGGCAGCAGGAAAAGAAAAGACAAGAGUUGAAAUGCCCAUGAGGUGGACUGUCUGCUUCUAUGUGUGCAUGCACGCACAUGUGUAUUUAUGCAUGCAAGCAAGUAGGGGGGUGACACUCGUGGCUGGCUUGUGGAUUCAAAGGGAUGGCUGAAGUGAAUGUAGCCCUUGAUAAAAAAUAAAUAAAUUAAAUUCAGCCACCCCUGCUAAAGUGUAUAUAAUACCCAAAUAAGGUUCAGAAAAGUAAAUCCAAAUACACUGCCAGGCAAACACGUAACAAAUCCCUUCCUAAUUGAGCUGGAACUCCCUAGAUAGGACAGUUUUCAUGUGUAUGCAUGUGGUUCCUCCUUAGCAACAAUCGGUACCACAAACAUUACAAGAAUUCAAACCCUUUAGUUUCUGGUUUUAUAACAGUCUGCGGGUAUGGCUUUGUUUUUAUAUUGUUGUACAAUGUCCUAAAAAUCUUCUGAAGUUAAAAUGCACUUUGGUGUUUAACGCAUGAACACAUACUCUCACCCUAUAUUGUUACAUUAAGGCCAUGUACAUUCCCCAAACAUUACAGAUGCAGGUACAAUUUCAGCCACACACAGGAACUGUGCGUGCUUGCGUCCUACAGGGCAACUUCCCAUUUGUAAAGCUUAUGCCAGAGUUUACUAAUUUCAUCCUUGAAGCGUGGUUGCUGAACUGAUUAGUUUGCUUAAGAGCCUUGAAUAGGCAUAAACCUGCCACAAAGCUUUCACGUUAGAAAUAAUCUUGGCAAAUAUCUGAAAUCUCUUAGAUAGUAAUGGCCCACACUGCUCUUCUAGUAGCUCUGACAAGAAGCAAAACUGGAAAAAACCUUCACAUUUCUAGCAACUAGUUUCAGAUUUUUAGGUGACCAGAUUUUUAGCCCUGGAAGAAGGACAUUCAGAUUCCUAGGCAGCAGCAUCUAAUUUCUGGUGACUAGAUGCCAGGGAUUUUAUUAACUCUUGGGAAUGCCCAGACAAAGGGGUUACUAACAGAUCAAAUAGAUGGGUGCCACAGGGCACUGAAUGUUCUCAGAACAACUGAUGGUGCAGUACUGAUGAAGGAAUGCACAUGGGACUGAUCACACCUACUUGAAUAGUAGACCUAUGUAAAAACAGGUUACAGCCCAUACAUAGAUUGUGUGAAUUGGGCCUUAGAAAUGAUUAACCUUUUCAUGACAUCGUAAAUUAAACAUUAGGUGUGGUAGACACUCCAGAUCUGGAACACUAUAGCAUCCAUCUCCUUUUCUCUAUCCCCCCCCCCUUUUCUUUUAGUUCAAUUGACUAAACCAAACACAAUCAAAAUAACAGCCUUGAUAAGGAUCAUGCUUAUCAAGGAUCAGCAGUUUACAUUUUAGAGAUGGGGAAUUUUUUUGGUAUUGACCUGUCAGCUCAAAUCAGUGGGCUCUGAAUUAUCAUGUUUUGUAUGAGCAAUGGUUGCAGGCCAUAAGGGUAAGCUUUUUGGUUACACUUGUGAUUCUCCAUCGUGUACAUAAAUUCCACAGGUCUAACCAGAGCUUGAAGUUUUACUGAUAGCAUACUUGAUAUUGUAGUGGUGCUGUAACAAUGUCUAGAUCCUCUAGACAUGGUGCUUUUUUAAAAUGUCUACCAUGGUUGUGUGUUCAAUCUGAAAAAGUUUUUGGUUUGGAAAAAAUUACAUAUAUGUGAAUUCUUCAGUUUACCCUUAGUUGCCUAUGAUUCUGGUCGUACAGAAAUGUAAACGUGGAAUUCAUCCCAAUUAUAUCACUGCAGCUACUUUUUAAAAUGUUAAGAUGUGUAUGCCAAUCCAGGGAUUAAAGAACAUUGGAAGAGGACUGAAAUUCCGUCUCCUGCACUCAUGGGGCUCCUCCAUUUCUCCAUCUUUCAGAUUAUCAUCACUCAAUAGUACAGAGAACUUGUUAGGCAAAGUGGAGAGCAAGAACAGGGUGUUUGGACAACAUCUGGCUCCUGCUUCUCACACACACACGGCCUAAUGUGAUUGGUGUUAUAUUAGUGAUUAAAACUGUUGUCAAGUUAUCCAGAUCUGGAGCACUAUGUAUAAAAUUGGUGCUAGAUGCAGGGGUCCCUUUCUCCUCUGCCCGGGUUAACAACUGGUGUCCUUAAAAUCAGUUGUAAUUUAGCAAACAGCAAGUCACAUUGAUUUCUGUGGGUCCCAAGUAAGCUGAACUUGUUCAGAGUUGUGGCUCUAAUCUAUGAUCCUGCAAACCCUGGAGGGGUUUUAUGAACAUCUCUGAGACUGCUGGCAUGAUUGCAUUUUAGAUUAUACCCCCAUACCUACAACUCAACAAUGUUGGUCACAUGGCAAUGCCAUUGAGACCAUUUUCCCAAUCUUUACGCCCAUUGAAUCAGCUGGAAUUAUAACAGUCUUAUAAAAUGUAUAAGAAGCAAGAUUUCAACCCAGUCGUUCUAUUUUUAAAGCAAAUGAACUUUGUAAAAAGAAAAAGAAACACCCAUAUGCUGCAUUUUUGUUAGUUCAAAGAUUAUGAUUAGUUCAAACCGAAGAUAUGUAGGGAUUGUAAAUAAUCUAAAGUCAAUAUUAUACCAUCAUUUUGUACCAGCAGUUUUCUGCUUCUUGAAUAUCUAUAAACAUUAAAUUGUUACGGUAUUUUUGUGUGCCUUAGAUUUGCAUUUUGAAAUCUCUAUAUUUUUUGUGAGCCUAAAAGUUAUUAAAAAUUACAGCUGUUUAUACAGUAAAUAGGGUUGUGAAUUCCUCCAGCUACUCAUCUGUGCAAGGCUGGGUUGUUGUUUUUUAGUAUUGCUUUCUAUACAAUCUUUCUGCAAAAAGAGGACUUUCCUGAAAGGGUUACCAGCUGCUUAUACAGUCAUACCUCGGGUUGAGUACGCUGCGGGUUGCGUACUUUCAGGUUGCGUACUUGGAAGUGUUUACUUCCGGGUUCCGCCCCGCGCACAUGUGCAGAAGCGUUCUGCUUCGCGCACAGAAGUGCUCUAACGGCACUAUGCGCACACACACUAUCACUGCUCGGGUUGAGUACUUUUUGGGGUGCGAAUGGAUUGGGUACUCAACUCAAGGUACCAAUGUAUAGGGAACUUUAAUGUCACGCUGCCACAAUUUUACCCAGUUCAGAAAUUUAAAUAAAACCCAGCUUACAAUGCUACUAUAGCAAGACUUAUCUUUGUUCUUGUAAAUUUUGCUGUGUAAAAUCUGCAGUGUUCAUAUUACUACAAAUAACAACAAUGAUGAAUUAAUUUCCCUGUGAUUCUUGGUAAGCACUGUACCACACACAUGCUUUAUGUAAAGUUAGAUGGUUUAACUAAUAAACAUCACCAAAAGCUUAAGAUCAGGAUAAAAGGUAAAGGUAAAGGACCCCUGACAGUUAAGUCCAGUCGCGAACAACUCUGGGGUUGCGGUGCUCAUCUCGCUUUGCUGGCGGAGGGAGCCGACGUUUGUCCACAGACAGUGUUUCCGAGUCAUGUGGCCAGCAUGACUAAGCCGCUUCUGGUGAAACCAGAGCAGCACAUGGAAACGCCGUUUAAUUUCCUGUCGGAGCUCACCCCAUCGUGGGAAUUCGAGCCACCUGGCAAGCCCUAGGCUCAGUGGUUUUAGACAACAGCGCCACCCACAUCCCUAAGAUCAGGAUAGACACAUCCAAUUAGGAUAUCUCUUAACAUCUCUAUGGUGAACUGCAGAGUUUUUGCAUGGCUACUAGUAGAAAAUGUAUUGUUCUAUUUGGAGAAGAAAGCAGGUCUUAAAAUGACAAUGCUAAAUAGGAAAACCAUAUGUAUUUAAAAUGUAACUUAUCAACCUGAUGCUAAAUCCAUUACUUGGAAGUCCCACUGAUUUUAAUUAGUCCUGUUAAUUUCAUUGGGCUGUUCUUCCAUAUAAUGAGUUUAAGAUGGAAGUGCAUGAUCCUUUUUAGCAGCUAAUAAAACAUGGUUAGAUUCAUCAGGUUACCAAAACAUUUAAAAUAUAUUAUUGAAAUUAAGAAAUAAAAGUGUUUAAUUUGAUUUCAGUGGUAUAUUUUAAUUAUUUAUGAAUAAAUUUAUGAAAUACUCUUGCUUAUUACUGUUACACAUAGAAUACAAUGUAGCCAAUUACAUUUUUAUAAUAUCUGAUUUAACUGCAGUUUUAAUAGCAGAUGGUAUCAACCAUGCAUGCGAUGUGCGAAUUGAUAACUACUUACUGUAUAUACAGCUGUGUGCUAUUUAUUGUAGCAUUUCAGAAUAUUUAUCAUUUUUACAUAGAAAUUGAUGUAAUGUUGUGAAUGAGCUUAUAGCUACAAAGGUUUGUAAUACUAUUGUCUUGUAAUAGUGAUUCUUUGGGGCUGUAACAAGCAGCAAAAUCUUCAGACUGCUGUAGCAACACAAAUCCCCUUUUAAAGCAGUUUAGUCUAAGAUUCUCUCUCUUGCUUUCAUUGGUGACCUUCUAUGCUAGCUAGUUCAGGAGCCUGGAGACAAGGAAAUGAAAGGAAUGGUAAAAGAUGCAGUUUUUCCUUGAUUUGCUAUAACUCAUUUUGAUCAAAUUAUCAGUGGCUUUGGCUCUGCAAAGUGCUUGAUUUAUAUACCGUAGAUCACAUUUUGGUUCUGUAAAUUGUGGUAUUUUGUUCUAUCAAAUUCCUAGCUCAUCCAACUGAUUUCUCAGAAAAAAAAUGUUAUUGGCAGUAAAGUGAGGUGUGUAGUACAUGGUGUGUAGUUGGCUGAUUUGUUAAUAUGGGGGAGGGUCUCAGGUGCAUAAAUGUGUGUUCUCCUUUACUAGUUCAGACUAGGAAGCUUAGCCUAUCUUUACCAUGCUCUACAAAAAGUCUGCUUAUAUUAUCAAGUCUCUCCAUUGAAUUUUUUUGCUUUUACUGCUAUCUUGCUUAAGGUUUCACAAACUGUUCUUGCUACCUUGGUGCACCCUCAAACUUCCUACUUGAAAGCAUCCCUGCAUCAGCAACAAUCUGAAUUAAAAACAGGAUGCUAUCUAGGACAGGAUUUCUUGAAACAUGAAAUUUGGGACUUGCAGUUGGGUCACCUAAAUGUGUAAAAAAGUGACCCACUUUCCCACAUAAUCAUUCUUCUUUGAUUUGCUACAGACAGUUACUGUACUAUGAAAAGUCUUCUGUGUUCCUGGAAUGUUGAAGGUCAGUACUUACAGAUCUUCUUAGCCUCCUCCCCCGCGGAAGCAGCUAACAAGGAUCUUAACAGAAGCACUAUAUGGUGACUGAUGAUCCUUCAAAAUCAGGCAACUGUUGUGGCAACUAGCUGCUGUUACUUUGUGGUUCUGGUUUUUCUACAAAUUAUACUGAGCUUGCGCUUGCAAAAAUUAGUGUUUAAAUCCCUUGAAAGUUAAUGGGGUUAAGUUGCUCAUGGAAUUGAUUUCAGUGGGAUUUAAGUGCAAUAAUCAUUCCCUCGAUUGGAGCCCAUAUAUGUUAACUUUUCUGUAUCUGAGUGGCUCCUUGAAUACCCCCGUUUUUCCUGUGUUACCCUCUGUAUAGAUCAGUACAUAAAUUUGUGUCUUAGCAUAAUAUUGUAAUGGCAGUGACCUCUAUAUUUUUAAUGAUUACAGGAAGCUAAUUAUGAUGGGUAACUGACUGGCUAAGUUGAUAUUGUUAACGUGGUCCUCCUACUUUUAAGGCAUAGAGACUUCUGUUACAAUCUUAUUUGAGUCCACAUCAAAAAUAUAAGACCAGAGAGUGCCACUAGCCUGGUUCGUACAUCACACUAAGCCAACCCAUAGCUUAAUGCAAACUUAUGGGUCCUAGGAUAGGAGACUGCGUUUGCUGCAGCGUGCUAAGCUAAAUGGUAAUUUGGCUUAGCAGGCUACCCAAAACUAGGCUCAUGCUUUAGUUUUCUCCAGACAUUUGGUCGGGCUUAGUGUGAUGCACAAACUAGGCUCACUUGGAGAAGAACAAUGUUCCCCACCUGCCCCAAGUUAGUGGCUAUGCAACUAGAUCCUUUAUGAAAUAAUCAAAAGCUGCCAAUCUUGCAACAACAUACCACCAGUGUAGACAAGCUCCCUUUAUAGAAAACUUGGGUUAGCUCAGGUCCAGGCUCUAUGAGCAAGGGAGUAAGCUUAACUGGGUCAGAACUCUACCAGGAGCAGAGCACACACUGGGAUCCCUUCCCUUGAGUCCAGCUCUGCUUUCCCUAGAGGGGUUAGCGGGAGUACUACCAUACCUCUUUGUUAGGGAACGAUAUGGAAGCUCACUGUUGUUGCACACAAAGUCCAACACAAUGCCAGGCACUAUUUAAAAUGAGGUUGAUACAACUCACUUGGCCCUACAGUUACCUGUAUGUUACCAUAAGGCUGUAUCAUCCCAGUAACUAGACAACUCCCUGACUUCAGAAUUGUACAGCUAACUGUGGUCCUGCCCGUGCCAGGAGAGUAUUGCUGACACAUGACUUUUGCCGGGAGAGUUACUGGCAAUGCGCUCCAUCGACAUGGCAGACAUCACUGCUGUACCCAAUCCCUGAGCCACAGAGUCAUAGUUAAGUGGCUCUUGAGUUGUCCCUUUCAAAGUCAGGUAAUUGAAGAACAUCUCUUAAGAGGUAUGAGAGGCUGCUUUUCUACCCAAAAGCUUACCACAAUAAAUCAGUUUUCACCCUAUAAACAGAUGUAUUCUCCUAUAAUCCACAUCUUAAUCUUACUCCCCUUUUAAGUGUAAUUAACCAAGUGUUGUAUAUUGAUAGAAUUGAAUUAAAUCUUGAAAAAUACACAUCACACACACAAAAUGGUGCUGUUGCAGCUUUACGUUGGACUCCAUGAUUACCACAUGUAACGGUACUGUUGCAGCAUGAAAAAGUGUUCUCUAAUAUAAUGAGCUUCAAUUUAAUGAACAUAAGCCUCUUCUUUAAAGCUGAAAAUAAACGUGAAUUUUCAUUUAUAAAAACCAGUUCUUUGUCUGUCUUGCAGGGUGAAAUGGGCACUUGGAGUAUAAAUGAAAAGCAUUCCUCCAAGGGAACAAAAAUAAAAUAAAUCAGUUCUGUAAUGAAUCAAGGAUUCUUUUCUUUGAAGUUUUUCUUUCUUUCACUACAGGCCAAGUAACAACAACUAUGCGUUGGUUUCAGUUUUCAAAAUUUGAGGCUGAAGCUAAGCAGAUCUGAGCCUGGUCAGUGCUUGGGUGGGUGACUCCCUAGGAACCAUAUUCAGUAUCUUGAGUUCUGUAACAGAAGAAAAAUGGGAUAUUAAAAUAAACACAUUUUUAUUAUCCAGAACAUAGAUUUGCAGCUGUAGACAUACCUUACCUAAUUCCUUCUGUAAGAAAAAACAGGGUGACUGACUGAUUUGUUCUAUGGGAUGGUAGGAGUCAUAAUACUAGCAGAAUGUGGAAAGACUGAAUCAUUUCAGCAUUUGGCAAAUGUUUAAUUUGAACAGGUAUGUUACACACUCCUUGACCUGUUGAGAUAGCAUUAAUAGCAUUUUACCCAACUUCAUUCCCCGUUGCAAAUCAAACAGCAUUUGUAGAAGGUAAUUUUCAGUUAAUUCUAAUAACAGUGGUAGUUAACACGUGUUCACAAAUAACUGUAGGAUUGACACCUUAACGUGGUGAUGCUAGAAAACAAAAUAAAUUACCCAAACCUGUAGUUGUGAUAUGUAAAAGUUCACAAAUGAAGGAUUUAUAGCCAAUUAUGUGGUUGGAACUCUAGGAAGUGGCUCUUUAGUUUGUCUAUAAGCAAACUAGCAAUUUGCUCAACAGUUUCUAUGUGCAGGCCAUUGCAGCCAUCAUUUCAGAACCGCAAAAUGUAAUCAUGAAAUUGAGCAAAAAACUACUAGUUGUCCAAAAAUAGUUUCAUUUAGCAAACGGCACUAUGAAUGAGAAUUAAAAGUUGUGGUGGCAUAGGCUGCAAAUACAGGCUGGUUUAGAUACGGUAAAUGGCUUGAGAGGCACCUGAAAUGUUAGGGUAAUCAAAGAUCAUUUAAAAAGAAACCUAGUGUUACAACGCUAUGUAGCUACACAGACACGCUUUAAUUAAGCAAUUAUGGUAGUUGGGUUUCUGCUAUAUAGUAUAUCAAUAUUUAAUAAAUGUUUGCGGUUUAGCAAGACUAUACAAUGUUCUUGCAUUUGUGAAUGCCAUUUUAGAGUUAUAGCAAAACAUGGCAGCUUUGAGAUUCUGUCUGUUGUGUCCUUCAAUGCUGAAUGUAGCUAGUGCCCAAGAUGUUGAUGCCAGAUAGGCUGGUAAUGCUUUGUAAAAUAUUACAAAUCUAAUGUUCAUUGUAGUUGCAACAAAACAUUUUGAUGUUAGACAUUUUAAGACCUUAUAGUUCCAGUUUUUGAAGUGCUGUCUUUUUGUUCUUUUAAAAUAAAUCUUCACAUUGCAAAAAUAUGUCAGAAGUACAACUGUGAUCUAGAGGACCUUCUUGCCUCAAGUUUCAAAAGUAGCUUGAUCAGGAGAGUAGGGGAGUUGGAAGAAUGCUGUUUAGAAAAGCAGAAAUGCUGCUGUGUGAAUAAAGGGGUUUACUUUAUUAUGGCUACGGUAAUCAGAAACCAUGGGUGCAGUCUAGUAAAAGCUGCAGUCUUAGGCAUAUUUAUUCAGAAAUGUACCACUGAAUUAAAUGAGAGUCAGUCCCAAAUUAAAUAAAUUUAAGAAUGCAGUUAUGCAAUCUAAUCCAUGAAAUGUUUACUCAUAACUAAAUUCUACUGAGUUCAGUGAGGAUUACACAGGAGUAAAAUGUGCACAGGACUACAGCCUUGGUGUCAAUAAAAUCAGUGGGGUUAUAGAAUAACUUGAUGCAUAUUUACUCAGAAACUAGCCCCAUUGAGUUAAAAGGUGCUUUCUUCCAGCUAAAUGUGUAGGCUUAAGCAUGUUUGUUUGGAAGUGGAUUAGAUUGUGUUCAGUGGGACUUCCUUUCUAGUUUGCUUCUGAGUAAAAAUGCAUAGAAUCAGGUUGCAAGUCCCAUUGAUUUUAUUAAGAAUUAGUUGUGACUAAUCUCACCGGAUUGUAUCAAAAAUGUAAUACAUAAAACAACCACAGCAGACAUGUUCAAAAAUUCAGUUUCAGUAGCCUAAAAACAAAAACAGGAAAAUGCAUUAUGCUCAAGCAGAUGAAACUUGAGCUGUUGUUGACUAAUAUUCCCUGUAUUGUAUUGUUUCUUGUGUGUAGUGUGUUGUUUUUUUAAACUGGGGUGCAUACAAUAUUUAUUUUUCAACAUAUAUAACUUUGAUUUUGGUGGAUUUUCCCUCUAACAUUCUACUGUAUUUAGAUGAUCUAGUGGUUGAAAAAUGAAAAGGCAAAUACAUUUUUAUCAUUUACCAUUAUUUUAAGUUACUAAUAAACAGGAGGAAAGCACUUCACUAUUUCACAAUACUUACAGGAAAAAGGAUUAAAGCUACUUCA